Molecule: messenger RNA, 600 nt
Organism: Lymnaea stagnalis (great pond snail)
Lineage: Eukaryota; Metazoa; Mollusca; Gastropoda; Lymnaeidae
Source: the annotation of a GenBank genome assembly
GUGAGUAAAAUCAUGUCCCGCGCUCUUAAAGCCCUCGACCAGGUGCGAGCUCGUCUGGAGCAGACGGCAACACCGCAGAGGAAAAGCCACCGCGCGGACAGUGACGUGGAGCUGCUCUACGAAGAGAACAAAACUCGCGUUCAGGUCAAAGUACGCUACCUCUUAGCGGUUCAUCGCAUCGAGAUGAAGGCGAGCGAGCCGUUCCACGCCCUGACCACCAAACUGGCAGAGGUGACGGGACAAGAUGAGAAGACCUUGACCUUGUACCUCCGAGACUGCUGCCUGGGCCUCUCGGAGAGCCCGCUUUCGGUCAACCUGACGGUGGCGGACAUCAUCGAAUGCCACUGUAUGAAACCGGAAGCUGACCAGGUCGCCAGCUCCAACCACAUCAACCUGGUUAUCCGAAGCGUUGCGGCCAAGACGAGGACAACCCUGUCGGCGAACAUCCGCAACCCAAUGAAGGAAGUCAUGGAUAAGUACGCAGCCAUGAACAAUCUCAAUUCUUCAACUUUGGUAUUCACAUUUGAUGGUGACGAGCUUUACCCACUGGAUACUCCCCUGAAGCUGGAUUUGGAGGAUGGUGAUUGUAUCGAUGUUUGA